Colletotrichum aenigma is the source of this 513-nucleotide messenger RNA. RefSeq names its product E3 ubiquitin ligase complex SCF subunit scon-3 (gene scon-3). The coding region runs from base 1 to 513 and encodes 170 amino acids. Gene Ontology annotation, biological process: mitotic cell cycle; SCF-dependent proteasomal ubiquitin-dependent protein catabolic process. Gene Ontology annotation, molecular function: cullin family protein binding. The record is from RefSeq and is a predicted model, not a curated record. NCBI's taxonomy places the organism in Eukaryota, Fungi, Ascomycota, Sordariomycetes, Glomerellales, Glomerellaceae. Gene Ontology annotation, cellular component: cytoplasm; nucleus. The transcript has 3 exons.
AUGGCCACCGAAAAGAAGGAGCAGAAGAUCUGGGUGCAGUCCAACGACAGCAUCACCCUCCCAGUCGACCGCGUUGUUGCUGAGCGCUCCAUGCUCAUCAAGAACAUGCUUGAGGACGUCGGUGAUGAUGCCAUCAGCCAGGAGAACCCCAUUCCUAUUCCCAACGUCAACGAGGCCGUCCUGAGAAAGGUCAUCGAGUGGUGUGAGCACCACCGCAACGACCCCCCCGUUAACGCCGAUGAGGAGAACGACGCUCGCAAGAAGACGACUGAGAUCGAGGAGUGGGACCAGAAGUUCAUGCAGGUUGACCAGGAGAUGCUCUUUGAGAUCAUCCUCGCCUCCAACUACCUCGACAUCAAGCCCCUCCUUGACGUUGGCUGCAAGACCGUCGCCAACAUGAUCAAGGGCAAGUCCCCCGAGGAGAUCCGCAAGACCUUCAACAUCACCAACGACUUCACCCCCGAGGAGGAGGAGCAGAUCCGUCGCGAGAACGAGUGGGCCGAGGACCGCUAA